GCAACAUGAUGUAUUGUUUUUGCUAACAAUUCAAGCUCAUGACGGUACCUCUGACAAAUAUAAAGACGAAAUGCCUUUCAGGCCACAUUUUGGUUUGAAAUAUGUUAGAGGCGUUGAAGUAUGCGAUAUAAUCGGUGAUGAUGGCAAGAAUCGGAAACCUAUUGACGAGAUCGGAAAGCCGCGAGUGGACGAUCGCAAACCUAAAAUUUCCGGAAACACCAGGACUCUCCGUGUAUUACUGGACACUAACCAAUUUAAAAUGGAUAUGGACAGAUAUUCUCGUGUAAAAGAUGAAGACGUAUACGAAACAUUUAAUGUACUAAUGAGAAGAAAGCCAAAGGAAAAUAAUUUUAAGGCUGUGCUGGAAACUAUCAGAGAUCUAAUGCAGAGUGAAUUAGUCGUUCCUGAUUGGCUGCACAACGUCUUUUUGGGUUACGGUUUUCCUGAUAGCGCUCACUAUACGAUGAUGCCAAAUUUACCAAAAGAGAUCGAUUUUCGGGAUACUUUCUUGAACUAUGACCACCUUGUUAGCAGCUUUCCCGAAAAGAAAAUAGUUCCGUCAAAAGGAUACGAAGCCCCCAUUAGCCCUCCAUAUAUCCUUCAAUUUCCGGAAUCUUUGAAAGAAGAUAAAGGUAAAGUUUCCGAAGAAGCGGAACCCGAUGUGCCAAAGCUUGACGAAAUUGUAGUACGAACAUACACCAUGCCAAACAUGGGUCCUUACCCGUUUAAUAUACCAAAGAGAAACUCUGUUGGAUUUACGCCUAGACAAGUGGAAGCUAUCAAGUCCGGGACAAACCCUGGUUUGACUAUGGUGGUUGGUCCUCCGGGUACGGGUAAAACAGAUGUUGCAGUUCAAAUUAUUGCCAAUCUUUAUCACAAUUUCCCCGAUCAACAUACAUUGUUGGUUACGCAUAGUAACCAGGCACUUAAUCAAUUAUUUGAAAAGAUCCUGGCACUUGAUGUCGACGAGCGUCAUUUGCUUCGUUUAGGACACGGUGAAGAGGAACUUAACACUGAAUUGAGCUUUAGUAAAUACGGUCGUGUCAAUUCAUUUUUGGAAAGGAGACUUUUUUUGUUAGGCGAGGUAGAUCGCAUAGCCAAAUCAUUGGAAAUUGGCGGGGAGCACGGGUACACUUGUGAAACUGCCGGCUAUUUUUACCUGUAUCACGUCCUGUCAAGAUGGGAGCCUUACAUUGACAAGUGUCGACAGGGACUAGAGAAUGGCAAUGAUAAAAUCAAGACAAUGCGCGAUGAAUUUCCUUUCACGAAUUAUUUUUCCGACGCCCCGCAACCCCUCUUCUCAGAUGACAUUAGUUACGCUGAAACGCUUGAAAUUGUCGAGGGAUGCUUUCGACACAUCGAAAAAAUUUUUACAGAGCUAGAAGAAAUACGCGGGUUCGAAUUGCUGCGAACGAGCUAUGAUCGUGCAAAUUAUUUGUUAACUAAAGAAGCCAAAAUAAUUGCCAUGACUUGCACACACGCUGCUCUUAAGAGGCGAGAAUUAGUUUCACUGAGAUUCAAGUAUGAUAAUGUGGUGAUGGAAGAAGCGGCACAAAUUUUGGAGGUCGAAACCUUUAUUCCAUUACUGCUUCAAGAGACCGAAGACGGGAAGAGUCGAUUGAAGAGGGUUAUUAUGAUUGGAGACCACAAUCAAUUGCCACCGGUUGUCAAAAACAUGGCAUUCCAACAAUAUGGUAAUAUGGAACAAAGCUUAUUCACCCGAUUUGUUAGACUGGGAGUCCCAACCAUCGAUUUGGACGCUCAGGGUCGUGCAAGGCCAUCAAUUGCGAAUCUAUACAACUGGCGGUACAAGGACUUGGGAGAUUUACCCGUUGUAAACGAGAAUGACGAAUAUAAGAAAGCAAAUGCCGGAUUUACCUACGAUUAUCAACUCAUAAAUGUCGGUGAUUAUAUGGACAAGGGAGAAACGGAACCUGUACCCUACUUUUACCAGGCAAGUAAUCUUGGAGAGGCAGAAUACAUUGUUGCAUUGUAUCAAUACAUGCGUUUAUUGGGGUACCCUUCCGAAAAGAUUUCAAUACUGACGACAUACAAUGGUCAAAAAGCUUUAAUACGGGAUGUUUUGCGCCAGCGAUGUUCGUGGAAUCCCUUAUUUGGUCGCCCAGCGAAAGUAACCACUGUUGAUAAAUUCCAAGGCCAACAAAACGACUGUAGGCAACAGGAGUU
This is a messenger RNA of Acaulospora morrowiae, 2187 nucleotides long. The record is from the annotation of a GenBank genome assembly. NCBI's taxonomy places the organism in Eukaryota, Fungi, Glomeromycota, Glomeromycetes, Diversisporales, Acaulosporaceae.